CCUCCUACGCCCUUCCAUAUUUCUUUCAUGUUUGCCUCCAUGACACUCGACGCGGAUUGCACUUCCCCGGUUGCUCCUUCCAACAUCGCCCGGAACAUCUCGCGCAUGGAAUCUUCACUCCACGUCGCCUUCAGGCAAUCAUCGUUUCCAGAACUUCGAAACUCAACUUGACAACGCUCAAUUCCCCGCAUCUCUGUGCCGGCAACAUGAAGCUUAUCAACACCCACUCUCUUCAGCUAGAGGAGUUCCUUGACGCCUCAAUCCCCAAAUACGCGAUUCUCUCGUAUACGUGGGAGAAAGAAGAGGUUCUCUCUCCGACAUGACCGAUCUUGAUACGGCGCGCCGCAAGGCAGGCUUCGCCAAAGUCCAGGGCGCAUGCACUCUGGCAGCCAGUUAGGGCUACGCCUACAUGUGGAUUGACACGUGCUGCAUCGACAAGUCCAGCAGCGCCGAGCUAUCUGAGGCCAUCAACUCCAUGUACCGGUGGUAUGUACGAUCGCGGGCCUGCUACGCCUACCUAUCUGAUGUCACGGACGUCGAACACCUGGGCAACAGCAGAUGGUUCACUCGCGGCUGGACCCUGCAGGAGCUCAUUGCCCCGCAUAACGUCGAGUUCUACGGCUCCGGCUGGGAGUACUUGGGCAAAAAGAGUGAUCCAAGUCUUCGCUCGAUACUGUCCCAGGCAAGCCCGGUAGACGAGUGCGUCCUUGAUGACAAGGCCUUCAUCCGCCUCCAACAGGAGAUCGUCAGGACCACGGACGAUCAAUCCAUACUUGCCUGGUACUGUUACGAGGAUUCUGACACUGCUAGUAUCUGCCCCUCGGAAUCGUGUUUGGCCCCAUCCCCAAGAUGCUUCGCUAUGUCCGGCGAAAUAUCACUGUUUCGUCCCGAACCACCUCGUGGUACACUCGUCCCGUCCAUAUACGUUAAUGGUCGACAUGUCGAAGUCUCCGCCGUCAUAACUAGCUCGAAAAGCGAUACCAACAAGAUUAAGUCCCAGAUCUUGUCCGAAAUUGAAGUCAUUCUUAACUGCCAGAUUGGACCGGUCACGUGGACCUUCGCAACGCUGCGGUUGUGGAAGUCAAAUGAAAUGUCAGGCUCUCGUGCCUUAGACCAAGGCAUCGUGACACGGCGGACUCUGUAUCGCCCAGAACGCUUGUUCGGUCAUAGCUGCGUCGAGGUUGACGAUUUGGAUCUGACUUGGUAUUGGAAUCAACCUCACCACAACAGCUAUGAACUCGACAUCUUGCCGAAAGCGGCGGAUCAUGAUGCACGUCGGUUCAGCGUACAGCGUGUGACGAUUCAGGGUACCGGGUUCAAAACGCGUAGUACUAGGCAUCUCAGCAACGGGUCUUGGCUAUACUGUGAUGAGUUGCUCAAUGCGUGGUUGAUGCCCUUGAGUCGCAACGCCGCGGAGAUCACUGUCUCUCAAUGGUUCGGGUUGUGGCCUGCGCAAUGGCCACGCCGGCCGGAGCUCACGUCUUCAGUUCCACUGAUCUACGGGGCGAUACGUGUGAAUCUCCUACGCACGGGCAGCGACGUCAACUCUAGACACGCAAAUCUCGGAACGGCUAUUGUUAUCUUUGGGUUGGUGCUAGGGCCAGGGGCUCAUUGGAGCUUAUUACAAGACCCAUGGUGCUCCCUCUUCAAGGAUGACGGAGUUUCUAGUUUGGAGCACUAUCUCGCCUCUGAGAUGACGCUCGACGAGGCGCGGCGAGAUGCAUCUCUCGAAAUCGGACCCGAGACUGUACUGAAAGCCUUCAUCGUGCCAGUAAAGGUCAGUGGCCACGAAUACGGUUUGAUCAGGUUAUGGGUCGACAAGUAG
Molecule: messenger RNA, 1825 nt
Organism: Chaetomium strumarium
Lineage: Eukaryota; Fungi; Ascomycota; Sordariomycetes; Sordariales; Chaetomiaceae
Exons: 4
Coding region: 410-1825 (471 amino acids)
Source: RefSeq, a predicted model, not a curated record